Molecule: messenger RNA, 2502 nt
Organism: Aspergillus udagawae
Lineage: Eukaryota; Fungi; Ascomycota; Eurotiomycetes; Eurotiales; Aspergillaceae
Product: glycosyltransferase
Exons: 7
Coding region: 1-2502 (833 amino acids)
Biological process (GO): carbohydrate metabolic process
Molecular function (GO): UDP-glycosyltransferase activity; hexosyltransferase activity
Source: RefSeq, a predicted model, not a curated record
AUGGCCGCCACACAACCCACAGCUGAUGCUCUUGCGGACAAUUUAGCAGUUCCUGCACGGGUAAAGUUGUGGAAAAAGAGCCUAGAUUCAGUUGCUACACUGUCGGGAUAUGGCCGCCUAGAUCUGAACUUGACCGAACAGAACCUUGCUAGAUUGUUUGCCCGCGUCCAGACUACUGACUACCCGUCAACUGGCGGCGAACCUAGAGGGAGAGUACAGUCUCCAGCUCCGGCCCCCAAGGAAGAGGGUGUAGCUCCCCUCCAUCUCAAUAUCGUCAUUCAUGUCAUAGGGUCUCGAGGGGAUAUUCAACCAUUUCUUGUGAUUGGGAAGUCUUUGACAGCAUGCGGCCAUCGCGUGCGACUAGCAACCCACCUGGCCUUUAGGGACAUGGUCGAGGAGAGCGGACUGGAGUUCUUCAACAUUGGAGGUAAUCCUCAAGAAUUGAUGAUGUUUAUGGUGAAAAAUGCAGGGCUGUUGCCUGGAUUCAAGACCAUCCGAAGCGGAGCCAUCCAACAACAUCGACGCGACAUGGGUGACAUUAUCAGCGGCUGCUGGCGUUCAUGCGUUGAGACUGGAGAUGGAACUCAGGGGCAUGAGGCCCCGAGCGAUUCUGCGACUGAUGGAGCUGAUUAUCUCACGGCACCCUUUGUGGCUGAUGCCAUUGUGGCCAAUCCACCAAGUCUUGCUCAUAUCCAUUGUGCAGAGAAGCUGGGUAUACCACUUACUAUAAUGUUUACGAUGCCGUGGUCGCCAACACAAGCGUUCCCCCACCCGCUUGCCAGUAUCCGACGAUAUAGCACCAAGCCAACCGUUGCGAAUUUUAUAUCCUAUGCUGUUGUAGAUCUGCUCAUUUGGCAGGGCCUAGGAGAUAUAAUCAACCGAUUUCGCAGGAAAACACUAGGCCUAGAUAUCUUGGAUACUCCACAAGCUCUGACUCUUGUUCACCGUCUACAUGUUCCGCAUGCCUAUCUGUGGUCUCCUGCUCUACUCCCAAAACCAAGGGAUUGGUCCAGCGAUAUUGAUGUCUGCGGGUUUACCUUUCUGUCCUCAGCAAGCAACUAUACACCCCCAGAGGAUCUGCUUGCAUUUCUACGCGCGGGCUCACCGCCAGUAUACGUAGGAUUUGGGUCCAUUGUUGUGGAAGAUCCGCAAAAAUUGAGCCUUAUUGUUUUUGAAGCUAUCCAAAAGACGGGUCAGCGCGCCAUUAUUUCCAAGGGCUGGGGAGGACUGGGAGCGAGUGAAGUGGAUGUCCCCGAGAAUAUAUUCUUACUCGACAGCUGUCCUCACGACUGGUUAUUCAAGCAUGUGUCCUGCGUUGUUCACCACGGGGGCGCUGGGACUACGGCUGCUGGCUUGAAACUGGGAUGUCCGACUGUUAUUGUACCAUUUUUUGGCGACCAGCCAUUCUGGGGAUCCAUAGUUGCUCGGCGUGGAGUUGGUCCAUCUCCAAUCCCCUACAGAGAGCUGACGGCGGACAGGCUUGCAGACGCCAUCCUCGUGGCUCUAGAACCAUCUUCACGCCAAAAAGCCCACGAGAUUAGUGAGGUUAUACAGCAAGAGUCAGGAACAAAUGCAGCAGUCUCUAGUUUUCACGACCACUUACAGGAUGCGCAAAUAAGGUGCGCUUUGUGCCCAUCUCGAGCAGCGGUGUGGUGGCUGAAGGACAGUGAGGUUCCCUUGAGCGCCUUUGCAAUGACUGUAUUAGCAGAGGCUGGGCUCAUGAAAGUACGGCAUGUUGAGCUAUACCGCUCUGAAGAAUAUGACACUGCUAGAGACCCUGGAACCCCACUCAGUGCACUAGCGCAGGUGGUACUAGGCAGUAUAGCCAAAUUCAUGACGGAUGUCGGCGAUAUCUCUUUGGAGAUCCUUGCCGUGAUUUCGGGCCAACGCUGUCGCAAACAUUCUGGCAGAAGAAGCCCCAAUAUCGAAGCCGAGGCAAUCGCAUGGGAGAUCUCAGCAUCUUCUGGGGAUCCCAGUGCCACACUAGCUCACACCCCAUCUCGAGUUACAGCUGCCUAUGAUUCAGGGAAAAAGCGGUCUGACAGGCGCGUUAGAAUGCGAGAGGAGAAGCGGUAUCCGUCGAAAUUUACACAAUGGGUUCCCAGAGCAGCAGCUCGUACAGAGCGUCUGGCUCAGGAAGUGUUGGAUUUUAUUGUCAUCCCCCCGAUGGAGAUCUCUCUUACAUUGUCUAGAGGUUUCCAUAAUGUGCCACUGGUUUUUCAUGAUAAUACCGUGAGGGAUAUUCCGAGGGUGACUGGAAUGCGAAGUGGACUAAAAGCAGCAGGAAAGGAGCUUACAUUUGGUGUCUAUGACGGUGUCAGCGGAUUGGUUACCCUUCCUCGCCGGGGCCUGAAAGACUCGGGAGCAAAAGGCUUCAUUCACGGAGUUGGCAAUGGAGUUGGAGGGUUUCUAUCGAAACCAGUGGCAGGUUCGUGCAUAGUUCCUCUGGUCCUACCUACGACUUUUCGGGAUAGCAGCAUAUCCAUUGGCUGGUCUGCAUAA